AUGGACCCUAUCCCUUAUUUAUUUCAUUCUACUCAAAGCUGUCAAUCGUUUAGCAAUGAAGACGACGAAGGUUGUAAACUACUAGACUCGUUUGCCAUUCUUGUCCAGAUCACACUUGCCUCUACAGCUCUAAUUACUUUAUUCUAUAAACGAUCGCGAGAGAAACCUCAAAGACCGAUGAUAGUCUGGGCAUUGGACGUAGCCAAGCAAUUUGUAGGCGCAGCCGUCAUUCAUUUUCUUAACUUGGCAGUCAGUUACAUUGCUGGGCGGCCCAAAGGCGGCGGGCCCAGAACCAAUUUGUGUGUGUGGUACUUUUUGAAUGUCGCAGUCGACACAACCAUUGGGGUUGUGAUUUUAUGGUUUUGGCUCAAAUCUAUCCAAAGGAUAUUUACUGUGCUGCAUAUCAAGGAUAUCAAGACUGGUCAGUACGGUGCACCACCUCUGAGACAUAUGCUUCUGCCAUGGUUUAAGCAGACAUUUAUUUUUGUCUUGGCUGAAUCGCUCAUGAAGCUCUGUGUCUACUGGAUGUUUCGCUAUUUUCCCUUUUUAUUCUCUUUUGGUGAAUGGGUUUUGAGAUGGACCAAGGGUAAUUACAGAUAUCAAGUUAUCUUUGUCAUGUUAAUAUUCCCUUUGAUCAUGAAUAUUAUCCAGUUCUGGAUCGUAGACACAAUUGUUAAAGUAGCUCCAAAGGACCAGGAAGGUGCCAUUCAAGAUCAACCCAAUAAUGAUCAUGUUGAUAACGAGCGUGAACCUUUACUGCCCAAAUAA
This is a messenger RNA of Rhizopus microsporus ATCC 52813, 768 nucleotides long. RefSeq lists its product as uncharacterized. NCBI's taxonomy places the organism in Eukaryota, Fungi, Mucoromycota, Mucoromycetes, Mucorales, Rhizopodaceae. The transcript has 3 exons. Bases 1 to 768 code for a protein of 255 amino acids. The record is from RefSeq and is a predicted model, not a curated record. Gene Ontology annotation, cellular component: membrane.